Messenger RNA from Protopolystoma xenopodis, 321 nucleotides. Lineage: Eukaryota; Metazoa; Platyhelminthes; Monogenea; Polystomatidea; Polystomatidae. The record is from the annotation of a GenBank genome assembly.
AUGCCAAGUUCACGGUCGGACGCUGGGAAUUGUGCCAACUAUUACAACAAAGGAGUUGGGACAAGAUGCGUCAAAGCAAGUUGCGAAAACGAGGUCAACUCACUUCACGAAAUUGCGUCUGCGGCACCAGAACAGUGGAGCUUUCGAAACUUUGCUAAGAAGCUGAUUCGGAUCCAAUUUUUACGCAUCGACUCCAGAGCAAUCCGAGCACUGAUGGAGAAGAAGGACGAAAUAGGAAGGGGUAAAACAAAUGAUUGUACCCGAGAUUGGGAUCUACACAAAAGUGAGGGACAGAAAAAUGAACACUUGCAAAUGCCCUGA